UGUAAAUUUCUCUCGCGAUCCUCGUUAGCCUACAAUUUACGAUCUAUGUAUAGUGUGUUCAGAUUAGUUAAUCCUUAUGUAGUUAGUCAUUAUUCCAUCUCAAGACGCUGGUAUUCGAUCAACGAGAAACUACGAAAAGUGCUCAACAAAAUGCCCCUCGAUCCCAAACACAUCGCCGAAGCGCAGAAGCAACGGUUAAAGUUGAAACAGAAAGUGGCCAAAAUAUCACCCGGCAUCGUCAAUCUGCAGGUACUGGGCUGCGGAUCCCCGGGUACUCCGGCUUCCGUGUACCUCUUCACGGACCAGACGCGAUACCUGUUUAAUUGUGGAGAAGGUACUCAACGGCUGGCGUACGAGCACAAGACGAAACUAUCCUGCUUGGAGAACAUUUUCAUGACUCGCACUAGCUGGGACCGGAUCGGAGGACUACCGGGAAUCUGCCUGACCAUGCAGGACGUCGGCGUACCCGAAGUUUCGCUACACGGUCCACCGGGACUGGGCGAGCUGUUCAAGGCGAUGCGCCGUUUCGUCAUCCUGAAGGACAUGAAGGUAGAGGCGGCCGAGUACGGUACGGGCGAUGUGUAUGAAGAUCACGUCAUGACCCUGCGGUAUGUCGUCAUCUCGCGGGAAACAGAGAAUUCAUCGAAGGAAGGUGACGAACAGGAGCAGGACGCACCGGUGGAUGACACCGAUUACUACUCGUAUGAACGGAGAAAAGAUUCCGUAUCGUCGAAAGAAGAAAGUAACCAAAAGCCCCAAGGUACGAAGUGGAUCAAACGGGAGGAGGAGAGUGUGAUGGCUUACAUCUGUAAGCUAAAGCCACGGCAAGGCCAACUCUCGCUAGAAAAAUGUGUCGAACAAGGAGUUCCGGCCGGGCCGUUGUUGGGUCAGCUGAAGAACGGCCACGACGUCACCCUUCCCGAUGGUCGUGUCGUGCGAUCGUGCGACGUACGCGCUCCUGACGAUCCUGGACCGGUGUUCAUCUUCCUUGACAUUCCUAGUGAAGAGUAUUUCAAAGAUUUCCAGCAAAAAGCGAACGUUUUUGCACCGUAUCAACAGGGGGCCACUGAAAAUUCCGAUCAUGCCAUGUUCGUUAUUCACUUCAGCCCGCUGAAUGUGAUGCGCUGCCCAGAAUACAAGCAAUUUAUGGACCGCUUCUCCGCCAGCACUAGGCACAUAGCACUGAACGAGGUGAACAGUUUCUCGGGAUACGUCGCUGCUCACCGCAUUCAGUAUCAUUUAAAUCAGCUGGACGAGCAGAUAUUCCCAAUUCUCAAAGAAGAGAACAAUGACUACAGCCAAGCGCCCGCAGAAGAUGGUCAUUUUGUCCGAUCUUCUUCGCUGAGCUACCUGCACAUUAGACCCUCAAAGGGAAUUGAAAGAACACUAGAGGCUUCACUGAAUCCUUCCGAAUAUCUGGGCGAAUUGGAUGUAUUGCCUGACUUCAAGAGCACGCUGGAGGAUUGGAAACGCCAGCAAGAGAAACAUGACGAACAGCGAGUAAGAACGAACCGAGAAAAUCAGUUUCCACGCUUGGUUUUCCUCGGCACAGGCUCUUCGAUUCCAAACAAAACGCGAAACGUUAGCGCAACAUUGAUCUUGACGAAUCCUCAAUCAUCAAUUUUGCUAGACUGCGGCGAAGGUACGGUUGGUCAAAUAGUGAGAUUUUUCGGAAAAACUCAAGCAGAAACCGUCCUACGAUCGCUGAAGGUGGUCUAUAUUUCUCAUCUUCACGCAGAUCAUCAUUUAGGGUUGAUUGGUCUGUUGCAGACACGACGAAAGCUAUUUGGUGACAGCUGUGAACCGUUAUUGUUACUCGCUCCGGAGCAAAUUUCAUACUGGCUUCGUCUGUAUGAUUGCAGGUUCGAGAGCAUCCAUAAGGAUUAUGUACUCAUUAAGAACGCGGAUAUGCUGGAAAAUCCUUUCAAAGACGAACGCCUAUUAGAAAUGGGCAUUACAGAGGUGGCUACGUGCCGAGUGCGUCAUUGUCCGCAUUCGUUUGGAGUGGCACUGAAAACAGUCGCACUCGGGAGCUCGCAUACAGAUGAUGAGAAUGUGAAGAUAACUUACAGUGGUGAUACAAUGCCUUGCGAAAGCCUCAUCGAAUUGGGCCGUGGUUCAACGGUGCUCAUACAUGAAGCCACGAUGGAGGAUGAGCUAGUGGCGGAGGCAAGACUCAAAAUGCACAGUACACUAUCGCAAGCCAUUGAACAGGGACGAAAGAUGGGUGCUCGGUACACGUUACUGACACACUUCAGCCAGCGCUACGCCAAAAUCCCACGUCUACGGCCGGAUCAGCAGCGGGAAGGUUUGGGUGCGGAUUUGGGAAUAGCAUUUGAUAACAUGGAAGUUACACUGGAUGAUCUGCCAACGCUUUGCAACAUGUACCCGGCACUAAAGGCUAUGUUUAUUAGCCACUUCGAAGAAAUGGAGCAAAAGGCUGUUAAGCGAGGCAACAAGAAGAUGCGGCUAGAGGUCGCUCGGAACGGUAGCAAAGAAAGCUCUCCGACGAGAGUCGCUUCAGAAAAGAAAUAAAGUUCAA
This is a messenger RNA of Anopheles darlingi, 2542 nucleotides long. RefSeq names its product ribonuclease Z, mitochondrial (gene RNaseZ). Gene Ontology annotation, biological process: mitochondrial tRNA 3'-end processing. Gene Ontology annotation, molecular function: 3'-tRNA processing endoribonuclease activity. The record is from RefSeq and is a predicted model, not a curated record. NCBI's taxonomy places the organism in Eukaryota, Metazoa, Arthropoda, Insecta, Diptera, Culicidae. Gene Ontology annotation, cellular component: mitochondrion. The transcript is spliced from 6 exons. Bases 46 to 2535 code for a protein of 829 amino acids.